AUGAAAAAAUUUAAUAAAGUUUAUACCGAUACAUUGGUCUCUGUUAAGGAGAUCAUGAAUAAAAAUAAAGAUAACACUUUAGAAUUUCCCGACUAUACACUAAAAACAAAGGCAUUGGAAGAUUUAAAAUUAUAUUCAAAAGAUUUUUCACUCAAACUAAACAAACAAUCCAAAAACAAUCAAAGUUUAAUUGAAGAAAAUAAAAUAUUUAGCGAACAAUUGGUUUUUUAUAGUAGUUUAUUUUUAAAUUUAAAUGAUGAAUCAUAUAAUAUUUGUGACCCUUUAUCAAAUUUAUUUAAAUUAUUAUCGCAACUAGUUCAAGAGAUUGAAACAUGUAGAAAUAAAUUUGACCAAUCAAUUAGUUCAAAAUGGUUAAAUCAAUUACAAGAGUUUCAAAAAGUGGACUAUAAAGACUCACAACUAGCAAAGAAUAGAUAUGACAAAGCAAGAAUUCAAUUUGAUAUAGCAUCUGAAAAUUUUAAAAAUUUAAGAAAGAAGCAAAAUAACAACGCUGAACGUUUAUUAGAGGCCGAAGAUAAUUUAGAUUUUAGCACUCAACAAUUCUCUGAUAUUGCCUCAGAGUCUUUAAAUCAAAUGGAAGAAAUUAUUGAUAAACAUAAUUCAGAGUCAUUCGAAUCAAUGUGUUCAUCUUUUUCAUCAUAUAAAGAAUUUUUUCAAAAAGGUUUAGAAAUUUGCAACUCUAUGGAAGGUGAACUCGAAAAACAAAAAACAAAUAUGAAUAAAUAUAAACAAAAUUUACAAGAAAAAAAGAAAUUAAGAUCAACUGUUGUACAAUUUGAACAAUCAACCAAUACUGUACCAGCCCAACAAACCCCUGCUGCAAAAGGUAAUACCAAAGUAUUUGGUAUGAAUUUAUCAACCAUCACAGAAAGAGAGAAAUCAGAUAUCCCUUCAAUUAUAGAAAAAUCAUUACAAUUUUUAAGUAUGGAAGAGAAUAUAACCCAAGAGGGUAUUUUUAGAGUUUCACCAAAUCAAAGAGUUUUAACAGAACUUAAAAACAAUGUUAAUGCAGGCUUUGUAACAACUCUAGAUGGUAUAGAUGAUGCUUAUUUAAUGUCCUCAUUUUUAAAAUGUUUCCUUCGUGAAAUGCCAGAACCAUUAUUCACCUUUAAACUUUACCAACCAUUAGUAAACUGUGUAUUGGAAGAUGAAGACGAAUGUGACAAGGUUAAAAUAUCAGAAAAAAUUGCAGGCCUUAUUGCCACCCUCCCAAGACCAAAUUUCAUAUUAUCUAAACAUUUACUCUCACUAUUAUGGAAAAUAUCAACAAAAUCACAAAAAAAUAAAAUGACCACUAGUAAUUUAGCAGUAGUUAUAGCCCCAAAUAUCCUCUAUCCAAAAGUAUUGGAUAUUAGAUCCUUAACAAAUUCAAAUACAACAAUCGAAUUUAUGAUUGCAAAUUUUACAUUAAUAUUCAAUAAUCCACAAAUUUUAAAUCUAUACAAUACCAAUUCUAGUGUUUCGAAUACUGCCUCAAGUGCAACCGCCUCUAAUCCAAGACAUAGUACAAUGGUACCACCAUCAUUACCUGCUAGACCUCAAUCUGUAAUGUUUAAACAAACCCCAAUUAAUGUAAAUGUUAAUAAUAACAAUAAUCCAAGUGGUGCAUCACCACCACACACACCAACCAAACUAAGUAACUCAUUACCACAAUUACCACAUAUACCUCCAAAGGCCAGUAACACUACUUUAUCACCACAACAAGCCCCAGCUUUACCACCAAAAAAUAAAAGACUAUCUAGCUCAUUACAAUUACCAGUACAGCCACAACCACAAUCUUCAUCAUCACCUUCAUCACCCUCCUCAUCACCAUCACCAACUCCUACAGGCCCAAAUCCUUUAAGAUCAUCUACUGGCUCAACUCAAAAACCAAUUAGUAAUAGAGUUUCAAUGUAUUUGGCAAAUUCAAACUCACAAAAUCCCCCACUACCUCCAAAACCAAAUAGAAAUAUAAACACAACCCUCAAUAAUAGUAAUAACUCACGUUUAUCGAGUAGUGCAGAGAUUUCACCACCACCAUUAGCUCCAGUCGAAUUAUUUGAAACAUUGGAACCAUCUAAAAAAACUCCAGAUAAUAUUAAACCAGAAACCAAUUGGAUAUAA
Dictyostelium purpureum is the source of this 2124-nucleotide messenger RNA. RefSeq lists its product as uncharacterized. The transcript has 3 exons. Lineage: Eukaryota; Evosea; Eumycetozoa; Dictyosteliales; Dictyosteliaceae. Gene Ontology annotation, molecular function: protein binding; GTPase activator activity. Gene Ontology annotation, cellular component: cytoplasm. The coding region runs from base 1 to 2124 and encodes 707 amino acids. The record is from RefSeq and is a predicted model, not a curated record. Gene Ontology annotation, biological process: small GTPase-mediated signal transduction.